ACUCCACACCACCAUCUGUUUAUGUUCAGACCUCAGGAGCUGAGACGCGGCACGAGCGUCCCGCCACUUACCAUUUUUAAAUCCCCUUAACCGUACGCGUGAGCGUCUUCGGGUCAUCGUGCGCGAGACCCGUCCGUUAUUCCCGCAGCACAUCCGGGUCUUGUCCUGCCCGUCAUUCCAGCCGGACACGCUUACUGAGACUACUCGCACCUCUGUCUUUGUUAGCAGGUGGCUUUGUUAGCCAGCACACUCUGUACUCUGGGGCUUUAUUCUUUAUUAUUUCUAUUUUCUUUUUUUAUUCAUUUUAUUUGUACUGACCCGCCGGAGCUAACUGAACCGGCUCCAAGCCUUUUUUUUUGUUGUUGUAACGAACUGAAUCUUCUGGGGGGAAAAGCCCAGGCAUCUUCUGUGCUACCUGUCCAGGGGUCUCAUUUAUAAAACUGUGUGGAACCCAGAAACCAACAUUAUUUGAUGGCCACAGCAGCGGAAGCACUAAUUAAAAAGAAGCAGUGCAAAUGGCAACAUGUUGCUGCUUCUGUCAACUGUGUCAGUGGGACAGAACAGAGAGUUGCAGUACUAAAGAAAAAGUGGUCCGUUCUGAAGGAUUUAUGCAGCGCUGGUGAUGAAGACGCAGUUGGUGAUGAAGCUGAGGCGAAGCUGAGGUUGACCGUGUAGUGGUCAUCGCUGGAGAUCCAGAAUCCUCACACACUUAGAGACUCUCUGACACCCAGACCCUCAUUUGCACACAGACACCGUGCCCAUGUUUUCUCCCGAGCAGGAGAACAUCUCCACCUCCUCCACCAAAGUGCCAAUUAAAUACGGAGAGCUCAUCGUACUCGGGUACAAUGGCUCUCUCCCAAAUGGAGACCGUGGAAGGCGGAAGAGCCGUUUUUCUCUCUUCAAGCGCCCAAAAGCAAACGGAGUCAAACCCAGCACUGUCCACAUAGCCUGCACACCACAAGCAGCCAAGGCCAUAAGUAACAAGGACCAGCACAGUAUCUCCUACACUCUUUCCCGAGCUCAGACUGUUGUGGUAGAGUACAAUCAUGACAGCAAUACUGACAUGUUCCAGAUCGGUCGUUCCACGGAAAGUCCAAUAGAUUUUGUGGUGACUGACACCAUCCCCGGCAGUCAGAGUAACUCGGACACUCAGACAGUACAGAGCACCAUCUCACGCUUCGCCUGUCGUAUCAUGUGCCAGCGAACCCCGCCCUACACAGCCCGCAUCUACGCCGCUGGAUUCGACUCGUCCAAAAACAUCUUCCUUGGGGAAAAGGCAGCGAAAUGGAGAACAUCAGACGGACAGAUGGAUGGCUUGACGACGAACGGUGUAUUGGUGAUGCACCCACGUAAUGGCUUCACCGAGGACUCCAAACCUGGCGUAUGGAGGGAGAUCUCAGUGUGCGGUAACGUCUUCACGCUCCGGGAAACACGAUCCUCUCAGCAGCGUGGCAAAAUGGUGGAGAGUGAAACGCAGGAGCUGUCGGAUGGUGCGCUGAUUGACCUGUGUGGUGCUACGCUGCUGUGGCGCACUGCUGAUGGCCUUCGGCGUGCACCCACUCUGAAACACCUGGAAGCGCUGCGGCAGGAGCUGAAUGCAGCACGGCCACAGUGUCCCGUGGGCCUCAACACACUGGCGUUUCCGAGCAUGCGGAGGUGCCAGGGCGCUGUGGCCGAGAAGCAGCCGUGGGCGUACCUGCAGUGCGGGCAUGUGCACGGCUACCACGACUGGGGAGAGCGGGGCGGGGCGGGGGGCGUGACCGAGCGCGAGUGCCCCAUGUGCCGCGCCCGUGGGCCCUACGUUCCGCUGUGGCUGGGCUGCGAAGCAGGGCUUUAUGUCGACGCAGCUCCGCCCACUCAUGCCUUCAGCCCGUGCGGCCACGUGAGCUCAGAGAAGACAGCUGCGUUCUGGAGCCAAAUUCCACUUCCGCAUGGUACACACACUUUCCAUGCUGCGUGCCCCUUUUGCGCUCAGCAGCUCAGCACCGGCCACAACCAUGUGCGGCUCAUUUUCCAAGGCCCCGUCGACUGACCUUUGUCCAGCCAGCAAGGGCCUCAUGACCUAUCCCAUGCAGUCCUUUUUUCAUAACUGUCCUCAAUGACCUUUAGUGAAGUUACACAGCAUUUUAUGCUCUGGACUCUUCACCCUUUUUAGACCUUCUGCCACGGAGAGCCGUCUACGCUCUCACAUCCCACACCACUCUAUUCCUCUUCAAAACCGCAUACUUCUGUGCUGAAUACUGUUAAAAUAGCACGCCUGUGAUGAUUCUCCUAAGCUAGGCAACUGUACUGUUGGCCGUGGUGCAGAAUUUAGCAGGGCAGUAUGUGUGGUUUUUGUUUUUAUUUCCUCUGCUUUCUAAGUGACCUUUUUGUAUUGAUUUUUUCUUAAUUGAAGAAAACAGAGAAAUCUAUAUUUUCAAGUGAAACUAAAAAGUACCUGAAAAGGUGAAAAAAAAAAAAACUGAGGAAAUGUAAAAAAGGGGCUUUUGAAUACAAUUGGAAGUGUGAUCUGCCACAGGAAGUGCCCAGGUGACCUCGGGGGGGAGUGAACUGGGGCGGUUUGAGUAAUAUAUUACAGUGUUUCUUUGCUAAUAUGCUAAUGGAAAAAAAAUUACUUAAUUUUAGUGAUGCAAUAAUCAUCCUUCACACCACACCACAACACGAACAUAACACUUACGAGUCGACUCUUCAUCAUCACUGCUGCAAGAAAAAGAAAAUGAAUUUAGAUUUUAUAGAUGUUCUGUUUUUUUUUUUUGGUUUUUUUUUGCUUUUGUUUGUUUUUUUCAUGUAAAUCAAAUAUGCCUAACUUAAAACAAUGUACCAUUUUUAUUUAUGCAUAGUAUCGAUGUUAAUCAAGUGUAAAAUUAUUGGUGUGUAAUUUUUUGAUGUUCCACUCUGUGUAUGUGCUCUGUUUUCUUACUGUUAAUGUUUCUUCUUUUCAUUGUCUUAUGUGUAGCUUUGGCUGUGUGUGCACUGAGUAUUUAUGUAGCUAACACAAGUGUGUGUGUGUGUGUGUGUGUGUGUGUGUGUGUGUGUGUGUGUGUGUGUGUGUGAGAGAGAGAGAGAGAGAGAAACACUUCCACCUCAAAGCAAUAGUCCGAUGGCUUCAGACAUACAGCAAUGCAGGAUGUAAGGCGGAUAUCAGGGGCUCAAAAUAGAAGUGUUAAAUUGUAGGUUUAGUGGUUUGAAUAGUGAUUACACUAUUGAGAACAUGUAGUUUAUGGGAUUUGUAGGAAGAUGGCAAUGAUCUAUAAUUUAAGGGUGUGUCAAAAUGAGAAGGGUCAAUGGCCGUAGUGUUUGGGAAACCUGCCCAUGUGAGUCUGAAGCUAUAUGUGUGAACGCCUGUUUUAAAAAAAAAGAACCCAACUAAAAUACAGGUCCCUUUAAUCACAGACCGAAACCAGACGCCCUAACGAUCUUUUAAGCAACUCUGCUGUUUGUCUGAUUGCUUACUGUAUGUGAAUGACUUACAACAGUAUCUUACAGACUUGACUCCAGUUUUUCAGCUCGGAGCAAAUUGGACGUUUCAGAAUAGCACUUCCGCUAUGUUCUGCUCAAUAGGCAGCAUUUCUGGGCCAGAUUGAAAGGCAGAUGUGUUAAAGACGCGCUCAUUCAGCAUUCAGGUACCUUAUUAUGUACCUUAUUUUGUUUCAAUUUGAAGAGGUUUUUACAUUUACACUGACAGUGUAUAAGGAUGGUUCUUAUACAGAUAGACUUUUGCUUUCAGUCUCUAUCAGAAAUGUAACUUUAGAGAGAUGACAGCGAUUGGCCCGGAGCAGAGAGAAACCAUACAAGCUGUAACUCUGUUAUACAAGAGUUUAUAGAGUACUUUAAAACACACGUCAUAUGUACAUAGGUGCUAGUUCAGCAAAUCCCAUGAUUCAGUUAUUUAUGUUACUUAUUGUAUUGGAAAAUGAUCAGGUUAAAUUUCCAGACCUGCUGUGUCCAUUACAUGCUUAAUAGCAGGCUGUUAAUCAAUCAGAAUUUUUUUUCCGUUAACAUGCUGCAGCACAUUUUAUGGAAAAAACAAAAUACUGGCACAUACCGAGCCAAAACUGGACUCAUUGAAACGUUCGUAGAUAUAAAGAAACAUUUUUUUUACUAUUUUAUCAGGAGUGAUUGGGCCUUGAUUCAAUAUAAUAAUAAAAACAAUUUUCAAUUUCCA
Molecule: messenger RNA, 4165 nt
Organism: Silurus meridionalis
Lineage: Eukaryota; Metazoa; Chordata; Actinopteri; Siluriformes; Siluridae
Gene: peli1b
Product: pellino E3 ubiquitin protein ligase 1b
Exons: 8
Coding region: 761-2032 (423 amino acids)
Biological process (GO): regulation of Toll signaling pathway; protein K48-linked ubiquitination
Molecular function (GO): ubiquitin protein ligase activity; protein binding
Source: RefSeq, a predicted model, not a curated record